AUGAACAAUACAUCACGAUUUGAUGUAGGUAAAGCUGCACUUCAACAUCUUGAAUUACUUAAUUGUUCAGAUCAAAAUCCACUUGAAAUUGCAGCACAAUUUCGAACACUUCUACGUUCAAAAAAAUCCAAUAAAAAUAUAUAUUCACCUAAUAUUGAUUAUACAUAUACAGAUUAUAUUGCAGCUGAUGCAACAAUCCGAAGACGAAAGCGUUCACAAAGUCUAGUUGAUCAUCGAUCAAAAUCAUUAGGUAAAAUUCAAUAUGAUCUUAAUGAAGAUCAAUUAUUACCAGAAUCAAAUUCUUCAUAUGGUUUUAUAAAAUAUCAAAAUGUAGAUAAUAUAACUGAAGAUAUGUAUUCAGAUUCAGCUAUGGGUUCUGAUUCUAGUGAUUUAACAAAUCAUAAAAUUGAUUCAAAUAUAUUAUCUCAUUCAAUUGAUAUACAAGAUGAAAUAAAUUAUCAUAAAAUAUCGAAAGAAAAUAAUAAUUCAACUCGAUUCCAAUAUCCAACUAUUAAUUGGAAACAAUUACGUGAAAAACAAUAUGAAAAUAAAUUAGAUAAAGUUAAAAAAUUUCUUUCAACAAAAUUUAAAACAAUUCGUCUAUCAAGAAAUGAAACAAAAGAUUUAACUAUAAGUUCAUCAACAAAUAUUUCAAAUAAAACAGAUUCAUGUACAUAUUCAAAUAUGUUAGAAUCAAGAAAGAAUUCUAAAGAAAUUAUUUCAACGGAAAAUACAUCAUCUUCUUCUUCACGAAGCCGAUCAUCAUCAAAUUCAAUUCGUACACCAUCAAUAUCGCCAACAAAUUCUCCUCGAUUAACUUAUACAGUUUCACGAUUAAAUUCAACAUUAAUAAAUCAUAAUAAUAAUGAGAUAUUUUUUCCAAUAGCAGACUGUAAUCUUAUUAUUAAACAUCAACCUAUGGAACAAACCAAACGAGUCUCUCAUGUUAAAAAUUUACGUAAUGAAAAUAAACUUUUGCUAUGGUAA
Molecule: messenger RNA, 987 nt
Organism: Rotaria sp. Silwood1
Lineage: Eukaryota; Metazoa; Rotifera; Eurotatoria; Philodinida; Philodinidae
Source: the annotation of a GenBank genome assembly